Molecule: messenger RNA, 5372 nt
Organism: Enhydra lutris kenyoni (northern sea otter)
Lineage: Eukaryota; Metazoa; Chordata; Mammalia; Carnivora; Mustelidae
Gene: SEPHS1
Product: selenophosphate synthetase 1
Exons: 8
Coding region: 2469-3647 (392 amino acids)
Biological process (GO): L-selenocysteine biosynthetic process
Cellular component (GO): cytoplasm
Molecular function (GO): selenide, water dikinase activity; ATP binding
Source: RefSeq, a predicted model, not a curated record
GCCUCGCGCGCCUCGCGCCCUCGCUGCGGUUGCCGCCGCCGUCGCCGGGAGAGCUGGCGGGCAUGGCCCAGCCAGCGGUGCCGCGCUGCCUCGGCCCGGCCGCGGCCAGCCCGUCGCGCAGCGCCGCACAAAGAGCGGAGGCCCGGUCUGCCUUUAAAGGCGGCAGCCUGGGACUUAAGGUGUCCCCGCGUGCCGGCCUCCGCGCUCCGGCUGCGUCUUGGACGCGUGCUGCAUGGAGAGCGCCCGUUCUCCGCGCGCCGGGCCUGGAGUCCACCUCUUUGUUUAUUUCCUGGGCUAAGGGGCUUGGGGGUUGGGAGGUAGGUACGGGGCUGUGGCUGCACGCUCUCCCAUCUCUGCUUACCGUGCUCCCCGAGCUGUGCGGCCCGCUUGGAGACCUCGGUUUAAAAAAAAAAAAAAAAAAUUAAAGGUGGCCGAGAAGGAAAGGGUUAACCGUUGUCUUUAAAUAUUCAUAUCAUUGUUUUAAAGGUGUAAACAGGCGGCUUCUGGGUUGAAGUGGACUGCUUCAUGCUAUGCACAUUUACUCCCCCCCCAUUAAUUACGAUUUCCCCAAGCACCCCCCUUCCCCCAUUUUCGCACACCCACCCUCCAAAAACUAAGUUUUCAAGGUUCGGAUGUGAGUGUGGAUGUGUGUCCCUCGUUCCAUUUCGAAUUUUAAGACGCCUGAGUGCUUUCUGGACUUAAGGUGUUUUAAACUUUUUUUCUCUUAAAAAUCUGGGAAAAUAGAAAUUACGUUUAAAAGGAAGUUAGUCGCUCAAAUUCCCCGCCUCUUUCGGGAAAGGGGGGGUCGGUAGGGCUGGAGGUAGGAAAAUAACUGGAUGCCUCGUGAGUUGGAUUUUUUUCCCCUCUGGUAGGAGUGAGGCGGUGUUAAGUGCGAGGCGUUUUGUGAGCAAAGCACUGUUGUUUUGUUCCAAACUCUUCCAAGUCAAAGUGCUAUUGGACUUUUCCUAACUCUGAAAUGGCUUCAGAAUUCCCCUCUGGGUAAUUUGCUUUGCUCUCCUGCCACCCUCCUUUUGCACAGGUGGUUUUCUUGGAGUCUUGGAAGGUUUAUUCCUGCAGAGUUGUAGGUUUCAAACCGAAAUGAUUGCUCGCCCCCAAACAUGUUUUUGUGAGGACAGUUUGGAUUACUGCCUAUACUCGGGCUUUGUGAGAUUUAUUUUAUUUAGUUAUUUUGUGUGUGUGUGUGUGUGUGUGUGUGUGUGUGCACGCGUGAGCGCCAGAGAGAGAUUUUAAAUGAGUGAUGUGCUUCCCAGGAGAUCAGAAACUCUAUAAAUGGGAAUUAUGUUCUUAAUCAUAAAUUUUAUAGGGGAAACUGACUCUAAAACUUGGGUGUUCGUAAUCUUAUGCCCAAUAAAAUAUCAAUCUGGAGGUUUGUAAAACCUGGGAGCACUUGUAAGAUUCUGGUUUAACCUCAGAGACUUCAGAUUUAGAAGGGUUUGCCCUAGAAACUUUUCACUGGUACCUAGUACCAUAAAUGCCAGUGAUUUAGUACAGUUUAAUUUCUCAUUUUCGGUCUGCAGUGACACCGUAAUGAGCAGGAGCAAGCGUAUUUAUUUUGUCAAUGAUGUGUGUGCACUGGUUGGUUGGGCAGGAUGUUUGCUUUCUAGGAAAGCGCUCUGCAUUAAAAUAUUAGAGAACUUUCCACUGCUUUCUUGGAGAAAAUUAAUCUUGCUGUGUUGAAAACAGCCAUUCCACUUUUCAAGUUGUGUUCUUUAGUGAGGCUUCCUUAGUUUUGGAUCAUCUUGUACUUUUGGCUGAGAGUAAAAACAUGUUUUUCUAAAAUUGAAUUGAGCAUCAUAAAGAAUUUCAUCAAAUGCGUUUCCAUCAGCAUCCUUUUGCUGCAGGGUGUCUGUCUAAUGGGCAUUUUAUUUUUCUCUGUGAGAUAAGAUAUUAAAAGAAGAUAUUAAAAGGUUUUCCAGAAAAGUGCCAUUAGCCUGGCCUUGUAAUUUCUAAACCAUAGUGCUCCUAGGUUGACAGAUGCAGUGACUAGAAGUUUUCUCUUGAUGCUGGCCGCCAGAGGAACCUUUGGGACUUACUGCUGAAGAUGGCCUUGUGUCAUGUGCCAGCUGGCACAGAGUGCCUUCUUCAGGGGAGGUGUCCUGGCUGCCCCUCAGAGCCACAGUUACAGCAACACAGACUCAGGUCUUCUCCCAUAGAAGAUGUCUGUGAUGGUACAGUCACUUUUUAAAAUGAUUUGUUCUGGUUUAUGCAUCACUGUCAUGAACUGUUGGGGCCUCUGAUCGCCCUGUGCCUGUGGUCUGAUGACUGCAGCUCUUUUCACACUUAUUUGUCACUGUCCUGUAUUCACUUGAUUCUUAGCAAGUACUGGUGAGAAUUCUUUUAAUGGUGUCUUUGUUUUUUGGCGCGACCUAGGUGGAUCUCUGAAGAAACCAGCCAGCUAGGAGAGGGAGGGGAGGAGCCCAGUUGUGAGGUGUGUGCGCCCCAGAACCAUGUCUACGCGGGAGUCCUUUAACCCGGAAAGUUAUGAAUUGGACAAGAGCUUCCGCCUAACCAGAUUCACUGAACUGAAGGGCACCGGCUGCAAAGUGCCCCAAGAUGUCCUGCAGAAAUUGCUGGAAUCCUUACAAGAGAACCACUUCCAAGAAGAUGAGCAGUUUCUGGGAGCAGUUAUGCCAAGGCUUGGCAUUGGAAUGGAUACUUGCGUCAUUCCUUUGAGGCAUGGUGGUCUCUCUUUGGUUCAAACCACGGAUUACAUCUAUCCUAUCGUCGAUGACCCUUACAUGAUGGGCAGGAUAGCAUGUGCCAACGUCCUCAGUGACCUCUACGCCAUGGGGGUCACGGAAUGUGACAAUAUGCUGAUGCUGCUCGGAAUCAGUAAUAAAAUGACCGACAGGGAAAGGGAUAAAGUGAUGCCCCUAAUUAUACAGGGUUUUAAAGAUGCAGCGGAGGAGGCAGGAACGUCUGUGACGGGUGGCCAGACGGUGUUAAACCCCUGGAUCGUGCUGGGAGGAGUGGCCACAACUGUCUGCCAGCCCAAUGAAUUCAUCAUGCCAGAUAACGCGGUGCCGGGGGAUGUGCUAGUGCUGACGAAGCCCUUGGGGACGCAGGUGGCCGUGGCUGUGCACCAGUGGCUGGACAUUCCUGAAAAAUGGAAUAAGAUCAAACUAGUGGUCACCCAAGAAGACGUCGAGUUGGCAUACCAGGAGGCAAUGAUGAACAUGGCGAGGCUCAACAGAACAGCUGCAGGGCUCAUGCACACAUUCAAUGCUCACGCUGCCACUGAUAUCACGGGCUUUGGAAUUUUGGGUCAUGCGCAGAACCUGGCCAAGCAGCAGAGGAACGAGGUGUCCUUCGUGAUCCACAACCUUCCUGUCCUGGCCAAGAUGGCUGCUGUGAGCAAGGCCUGUGGAAACAUGUUUGGCCUCAUGCACGGGACUUGCCCGGAGACAUCAGGAGGCCUCCUCAUCUGUUUACCGAGAGAGCAAGCCGCCCGGUUCUGCGCAGAGAUCAAGUCUCCCAAAUACGGGGAAGGCCACCAAGCAUGGAUUAUUGGGAUCGUGGAGAAGGGCAACCGCACGGCCAGAAUCAUAGACAAGCCCCGGAUCAUCGAAGUCGCACCGCAGGUGGCCACUCAGAACGUGAACCCCACCCCGGGGGCCACCUCUUAAUCUUGACCCAAGUAGCUCUUUGGUUUUGUUUUUAAAUAGAUCUAUUUCCUUUUUCAUCAUUUCAAUUAAAGACUAUAAACGGCCACAAAAAAAUCUCAUUGUGUCUACACAUCUGGUGACCUUAGGUCGAUUUGUGAGUGGAUGCAAUUAAUAAAAUAAAAUCCAUCGCCUUUUUUUCCUGUUACAUUAACUGAAGAUGCACCUAAUCUUGAGGCAGCUUCUGAGUUGAGAAUUAUAUUGUUAUCCAAUACUGUUGAUUCAUUUUGAAUCUUUAGACACUUAUCUCUUGCCGCAUAGGCUCUUUUUAAAGGUGCUUUCCCGUAGCACAGACAUGCCCGUCGUGGUGUCAGAUAGCAGUUGGUGUCUUUCCAUUUUGUGCGUAUUUAUCAUUCUCGGUCUGGUCUUUUGUAAGUGUCUUGGAUGGUAUUCUGGAAAGAUGGAAUUGGUAAGUGACACAUUGGUAUCCCAUGAGUGAGAGGGUUGCAUGGUUCCUUCUAGUCCUUGCUUUGUAAAGCCCGGUCUCCUCAUUCAAGAGUGUCUCUUUUGACCCAGGACAUUUCCCCAGUAGUGUAUUCAGUUCAGCAAGGCAAGUGCUUAACUCUGCAUGGAAAGCACUUUGAAGACAAAAAAAGAAAGCUAGUUUCUUUUUUUGAAGCCUUCCUAAUAUUUACAGUAAUACUAUUAACUGUUUUCUUUAUGGACAGCAAGCAAGGAUCCUUAUUGCAAUGUAAUUAGAUGUUCGCUAGUGCAACAAGGAAUCAGCCUUCCGGAAGGGGGUUUAUGUAUAAUACUCAUUUACAAUUCAGUCUAUAAUUAACUACACAAAUAAUUUUGAAAUAUAAUCAAUAAUAAAGACUGUUCUGUGGAUGGUAGUGGUUACUACAUUUUAUAUUUUGUAUAGUGAUUUCAGGCCUUUUGUUUUCCUGAACUCAGCAGUUCUCUAGCCAAAUUCUUAGCAUUAUUUUGUCCUUGGCGCCAGUACGUUUUUGUGCACGCUUUUUGUGAUCUGUGUUAAAAAUCUGCAUUGCCAACGUCGCAGCUCAAACUGAAACUUGUUAUUCAAAUAAAUAUUUAAUUUUUUUUAUUGCUCUUGUAUAAUCAGAUGCCCCCUUUAGUAUCAUUUGAGAAGCGUUGGGAGGGUUUUGGCUAAAAGUACAAUUUAUUGGGGAAAACUAGAUUUUAGUUUUAUAAAACUUUUAAGUCUUUCAUGGGACCUAUAUUUUCUUGAAUUAAAUUUUGUAGUGCUAGAACAAAUAGACGAUCUAAAAAGGUGUUUAUCUGUGUUACUUAAAAACAGAGGCUUCCUUCUAUUUUAACCCACUAAACCAUAAGGAGGGAUCGCGGUCAGUAAGCAGCGCGCUGACUCCUCGAGUGUCCGCCUGAGGGAAGCAGCCGCCGGCCCUGCGAGUCUCUGAUGCCUCCUGCGCCCGGGCACCAAAGCCGUGACGACAGAUCUUCUUGCCAAAGGAAGCCACCCCUGCGGAGAGGACACCCCCAAAGAGGCUUCCCUUUGGAUGCGCCCUCCGUCAGGAGCCAGAGGGCAGCCUUUUUGCAAGUGUAGCUGGAACUUGAGCCAUAAGUACGGUGUGCGGGACCCAAAAGGCUGCUUCAGAAUGGACAUUCGUUGGACGUUUUCUAGGGAUUUAUACAGAUGUUGGUCCUCAAAAGCUAAAGACCAGUGGUCGACAAAAAUAAAAUGUGUUGGAAACCUCUGAGUAAGGUGAA